AUGCCUGCGGACAUACGGAAGUUAGACGAGUACCGGCUCCCUGUCCUCAGAAUCAUCCCCAACCUUGGCGGGAAGUGCCCAUGGGAAGCUCCCAUAACCGUCGAGAUAAAUGUGCGACUUGCCGAGGGGCUUCCAACGGCGCCUAAACCGAGCCUGGGUUUUUCUCGAAAUGUGAGCGGUGCUCUUUUCCCAUUACGCCAGGGAGGCACCACCGUCAUCAAUUUUGGAAGGCAAGGAGAAGAGUAG
Molecule: messenger RNA, 246 nt
Organism: Penicillium alfredii
Lineage: Eukaryota; Fungi; Ascomycota; Eurotiomycetes; Eurotiales; Aspergillaceae
Exons: 2
Coding region: 1-246 (81 amino acids)
Source: RefSeq, a predicted model, not a curated record